UCAAGCUAAAGCUAAAGCUAGCAGCAGCACGCAACCAGUCAGUAGCUCGCUGUUAACUCUAAUGAACAACGAAAAGAGCAAAGCUACAACGAGAAAACUUAUGGAGUUCAUGGCGUUGGAUGACCAGCCGUUUUCAGUCGUUGAAGACCAAGGUUUCAGAAACCUGAUGCAGCACCUUAGCCCACGAUAUAACAUGCCGAGCCGGAGAUACUUUUCGGAAACUGCAUUACCGGAGUUGUUCGCCGAAGUUUCAAAACACACUCGUAACCUGCUGGAAGCAAGUGCAAAGACCCUCAGCUUCACAACCGACAUCUGGACUUCUGAUGUAAGUUUGAUGUCCAUGUUGAGUCUUACAGCACAGUGGAUAGAUGAGCAAUUCGAACGCCUCAAGUUCUUUUACAUUGCAAAGAAAUGCCGGGGUCUCACACUGCUGCUAACUUAGCGACAGAGUUUCAGGCGAUGUUGGAUCACUGGGAAAUUAACCACGAGAGAGUCCACGUUGUUUUACGGGACAAUGCUCGUAACAUGGCCAAAGCACUGGAUGAUGCCAACUUAAAAAGUUUGCCAUGCUUGGCACACACGCUGCAACUCGUUGUAAAUGAGGGGCAAUUAGCCCAGCGUAGUAUUGCAGAUGUCGUAGCAACGGGAAGGAAACUUAUCGGUCAUUUUAAACAUUCACCGCUUGCCUAUUCCCGACUCUACGAUAUACAGGCACAGCUCAAUCAGCCAAAAAAACGACUACAACAGGAUGUUUCAACAAGGUGGAACAGCACGGUCUACAUGUUGCAGUCGCUGUUGGAGCAGAGACGCGCUAUUUGCGUGUAUGCAGCUGAGAAUGACUUACCAGCCACACUCACCGCACACCAGUGGGAACUAAUGGACAAUGUGCUUACCAUCCUCGCACCUUUUGAGGAACUCACAAAGGAAAUAAGCUCAUCAACAGCUACAGCAGCAGACGUUAUCCCAGCCAUCACCGCACUCAAACGGCUUUUGGAGAAGCCAGCCAGCACAGACCGGGGUGUGGGCACAGCUAAAGCUACACUGCUGGAGGCUGUUGUGAGGAGAUUCAACAACAUCGAACAGGAGCCCCUGUACAGCUUGGCCACAGUUCUUGAUCCUAGAUACAAGAACCGCUACUUCUCAGCAGAGGUGAAGGAUGAGGUGAAACUGCUCCUUUUGGCCAAACUUGAAAAGUUGCAACCCAGAUGCACAGCUGUUGAUGAGAAACCCGUGGCAGGAACAUCCACUGGAUUAGAGACUGGUGACAGUGAUGCACCGUCAGGUAAAAGGUGUAGUUUACUGUUUGAAGUGCACAAUGAAAUUCUGAAGGAGAACACUGAGAAGGAGCAACAACUGGCAAACCAGUCUGCCCUGCAGGUUCAGAGCUACCUAUCUGAGGUUCCCAUCGACAGAAGCCAGGACCCAUUGGCCUACUGGAAGCUCAAUAAAAAUCGUUUCCCUCAUCUUGCUCUUCUUGCCCAAGUCUAUCUCUCAGCUCCAUGGACUAGCAUUGAAAGUGAACGUCUAUUUAGCUUGGCCGGACAUGUAGUGGAUGAGAAAAGAAGUCGCAUGUCUGGUGACAAAGCAGAAAAGCUUUUGUUCAUCAAGAAAAACCUGCCACUAAUGAACAAGUAACUUCAUUAGGUUUGCACUAAUCUGUGCCAUGUUAACUUUUAUUUUCUACCUGUUGAUUUUAAAAGAAUGUUACACUUGUUGCAAUUUUUUUCUUUUCAGGUAUUGCACUUUUAAGCUUGUAAGCUCAGGUUCAGUUUACAUUGUUUGAACAUUUAAAGUAGUCAAAGCUACUGCACCUAAAGUGUUGUUUUCAUUAUGCACUUCAAGAGAACUCAGGAGGUAGGACA
Molecule: messenger RNA, 1862 nt
Organism: Paramormyrops kingsleyae
Lineage: Eukaryota; Metazoa; Chordata; Actinopteri; Osteoglossiformes; Mormyridae
Source: RefSeq, a predicted model, not a curated record